Messenger RNA from Pelmatolapia mariae (spotted tilapia), 3572 nucleotides. RefSeq names its product arylsulfatase A-like. Lineage: Eukaryota; Metazoa; Chordata; Actinopteri; Cichliformes; Cichlidae. The record is from RefSeq and is a predicted model, not a curated record. The transcript has 8 exons. The coding region runs from base 1709 to 3202 and encodes 497 amino acids. Gene Ontology annotation, molecular function: arylsulfatase activity.
UCAGAGGAGUUGUCUUUUACUAAAACACAAUGCAGGCAGCCUGUGUUGUGCAUAGACUGUCAUUUAUCCAUAGUGGCUCUCCUGCUUCUUCUCUGUAACUCAUGGAAAACCAUUAGAUGGCUCUGGAAAACACCCUCAAAUUUCUUAUUAGUUGUGGCUAGGGUAUAUUACUCAUUACUGAAUAUUUGCUCCUAAUGAUUUCUGCUAUAGGUGCUCCAUUAGCUCUACCAGACUAAUGACUUAAUCAUUGUUUACCUGAGCUGAGCAUGACACCUUGGCUAGAUUUUUCUUUUUGUCUUAAAUAUAACAUGAACACGUUUGAUGGAAGAGCAGGGGCAUCACUGCCUCCUACCAGGUUUGUUUUUCUCUGCAGAGAUCGUUAGAGUGCUCUGUGUUAGAGAAGAUUAGAUGAAGGGAGCUGCUGCAGCAAGGUACUGUUUCAAAAUCUCUCACUGACUGUUGUUUUCUUUGUUUUUCCAUCAUGCAACAGCUUGUUUCUCCCUUAGGUCAGCACUGUACAGAGAUGUGAAAGUGAAUGAUAAAUCAAAGUAUCUAGUUCCCUAAGAUGGCAACAAUGGUGCAAGACAGCACGCAAGCUAACUGAUAGACAUAUCACACACUGAGAAGUUCAUAAUGACUUGAUCAAACGAUGCUUGCCUAACCCUAGACUUUCCUAAACCCCAUUGUGUAAAAUGGAAUAAUUUUAUGUUACUGGGACUAGCUUUCUAACCUCCAUUCCCACUUCCCUCCAUCACUAUCAACAUUACCUUCCUCCUCACACACAGACUCUCACGCACAGUUGUCUGUAUGUAGAAGGUACAGCAUAUAUUAAAUGCUCCCAUGCCAUGCGUUUCUUCUUUUCACAGGAUGCCAGCUUGAUUACAUGCAGGUAGAGUCGCACUUUUGUUUUCCUGUCCACCUCACAGAAACAUGUAUGUGAGAAUACAUAAACAAAUAGCUCAUGGUACUCUCUCUUCAUCAGAAAAUCAGCUGCCACAUUCAUUUGGAUGGACAGUGGGAUACAUACUAGACUUUGAGGAUAGAAACAAAGUAUCGAACAGCGUUAGUAUAGAUCCGAUACUGAUACCAGUGUUGUAUCAAUACCAUCGAUAUUUGGAUCGAUCUACCCACCUCUAUACUUUAAAAAAUUCAGCAACAGGGCUACAUGUCACCAGCAGCUUCACAUUUUCUCUCUCUAUAGCUGGAUGGUGCAAAAGGACUAGCAGCUCCUGUCCCUCUCCUCCUCCUUCAGUUUGCCUCAUUAUCAUAUUCUGUUAUAAUUUUGUUUGUGUUCGACAAGGUUUGUGGCCUUGCAAAAUGUUUCAAAAACCGCAUCUUGCCGGUUUGUGGAGCUGAAACAGGCCCCACACACGACUCCUCGUGUGGUUAUCAACUGAGUGAGGAGCACGCGUGAGCCGUGAUGCAUUUAUACAGCCGUAUUUUGCACAUCACUAUGACAGGCGGAAGAAGAAGUAGUUCCCGCCAAUCAUUUAGACAGUCCCAAUAAUAUAGCUACUUUCCACUGUGUUCCUAUUAAUUACAAAUUUACCACAAAUUUCUGAAAUAUCGAUAUUUUAAAAUAAGAAUUGAGUCUAGAACACAAAUAUUUGGUAUCGGAAGAAUCGAUAUUCCAGUAUCGAUCCGCACACCACUAUUUUUAGGGAUCUGAUACUUUCUUACUUUCAGUCAGACUUAAAGAAAGAACAGGAUGGUAUCCAGCCGCUUCGCCUUUUUCGGCAUUAUUCUUUUGUGCACCUGCUCGGCUUCACCGCCGAAUUUCGUCCUCAUCUUCGCUGACGAUUUGGGUUACGGGGACUUGGGCUGUUAUGGACAUCCCAGUUCACUCACUCCCACCCUGGACCGACUAGCAGCUGAAGGACUCCGAUUCACAGAUUUUUACAGCACCUGCCCCGUGUGCACCCCGUCCAGGGCAUCAUUGUUGACAGGUCGCUAUCAGACCCGGUCAGGAAUCUACCCAGGCGUGUUUUACCCAGGAUCUAUAGGUGGUCUUCCUCUCAAUGAGACCACCAUCGCUGAAGUGUUAAAGCCCCUGGGCUACGCCACAGCGAUCAUAGGAAAGUGGCAUCUAGGUGUUGGGCAUAAUGGCAUGUUUCUUCCAACCAAGCAGGGCUUUGACCAUUUCCUGGGGAUCCCAUACUCCCAUGACAUGGGCCCCUGUAAGAAUCUGACUUGUUUCCCUCCAGAUAUAAAGUGUUAUGGAUUGUGUGAUAUUAGCAACGUAGCCGUCCCACUAAUGGAGAAUGAAGUCAUCAAGCAACAACCAGUCAACUUCCUGGAUCUGGAGAGGAGUUACAGUGACUUUGCAACAAACUUCAUAACCACAUCGGUUGAGAAAAAACAACCAUUCUUCCUCUACUAUCCAUCACAUCACACCCACUACCCCCAGUAUGCAGGUAUAGGGGCAGCUGGACGAUCUUUAAGGGGUCCGUACGGGGAUUCCCUGUUGGAGUUUGACAACAGUGUAGGCCACCUGGUGGAAACUCUGGAGAGGACAGGAGUAAUCAACAAUACAUUGGUCUUCUUUACAUCAGACAAUGGGCCUGAACUGAUGCGCAAGUCCCGUGGAGGCAUUGCUGGUCCUCUGAAAUGUGGCAAAAGUACCACAUAUGAGGGAGGCAUGAGAGAACCUGCCAUCGCCUACUGGCCGGGGACCAUCAAGCCAGGUGUUACUCAUGAGAUGGCCAGCACGCUAGAUAUCCUCCCCACAUUGGCGCGCCUGGCAGGAGCUGAACUACCACAGGUGAUGCUGGAUGGGGUCGAUAUGACGGAUAUCCUUGUUAAACAAGGAAAGAGUAAAAGGGAGACUGUGAUGUUCUAUCCUGUAAAUCCCAGUGAAGACUAUGGCCUCUUUGCUUUAAGGCUGGGGAAGUACAAAGCCCACUUCUAUACACAAGGUGCUUUCCAUAGCAGUACUACACCAGACAAAGACUGCUCAGCAUUGCGUAAGACUCACGACCCUCCUCUGAUAUUUGAUCUGGAGGCUGACCCAUGUGAGCUCUAUCCUCUAUCAGUAGAUGAAUCUGACAUCCAAUCUGUGCUGCAACAGGUCAAGACAGUUAAGGAGCAAUUUGAAUCCUCCAUGGUGUUUGGAGAGAGCCAAAUGGCAAAAGGAAAAGACCCCAGCCUUGAGCCUUGCUGCAACCCUGAGUGUAGCCCCAAACCUAGCUGCUGUCAUUGUUGAUGAGAAACAUUGCUGCAGCUCCUAAUGACAAUAAAGAAAGGGAAAGCUGAACCGCAGUGCUGCUCUCUUGUAGAGAGUGGAGUUUUAAUUGCUAGAAAUUAAGAAGCAGUGUACAGGCAAUGUGCUUCCUUAGUGAGGAGAUGAUCUUCCAAGAUUUAAUACUGUCUAAAUUCAGAAAUAAUGUUUAACAGUGUACUGUAUUUUCUUUCUUCUAUGCUUUGAGUAUUUUAUUCUUUAAUUUUUUUUAUUUAUUUCCACUUCAGGAAUUCUUUGUAAGCCCUUUUCACUCGCACAAUUAGGAUUUAACCAAACAAUGAGGACAACAAUAAAGGUUCAGACAUCAAGCAUAUAUUUUAUUCAUAAGACCAAA